AAAAUCACUGACAUCUAAAUUUUAGUGAAUUAUUAAGAUAUACUCAAAUGUGUGACUAACUAUAAUAACUGCCUAUAUAUAUAUAAUGUUAAAAUUUUUUCUAGUGAAUGUUUCUAAUAAAAAUGUCAACUGCGGAAAGAAAUCCUCAACAUAUUCAACUUCCGGAAGAUGAACCGCACAUUCGGUUGGAAGUAUUUGUUCGUAUAGAAGCAUAAAGUUAUUCAGCUUGAGCACGUGAAAGUUCAUGGGCAGAAUAGAAAGCCAUGGAGGAGGGACGCUGGGGUAAUACCAUGGCAGGUUUGAGUGGCCAAGGACUACGAAUGGAGCGCUGUUUGCUCAACAAAGAAGAAGUUCUUCUACCAGAGGCAUUUGUUGACCAGACUAACAUCUUUCAGCAUGUUAUGUCUCAAGAAACCUGGGAUAGUGUUUUAACUGAAGAGCAGAGGAAACAUCUUGAAAAGUUUUUACCAUCUUUUCCAAAGGAUAUAGAUGCUGAAGAGAAGAGUAAAACCAUAAGGAGGCUGUUUCUUGGAGAAAAUUUUAAGUUUGGCAACCCUCUCAUGCAGUUUCACCAGAAAGUAAAGGAUGGCUACUUGUCACCUGAUAUUGCCAAGUAUUCAAGACUGUGUCGCAAGUUCAAGUAUCGAGAAUACAAAUUUUCUCAGCAACAGUUUUUCUCAAAGCUCUUGAAAGAGAUUUUAAUAUCUCGCCAGUGUGCCUUGGGGCAAAUUAAUGGGCUGCCUUCAGACCAGCCACUUAAAUUUCAUCAUUCACCUCCAAAAGAUCGUCAUAAAGGGAUCGACUAUCGUGUGAACAAAAACUAUUUAAGAAUUCUGAAAGAGGCUAGAGAAGAAUGUGGAUUGGAAGACACAUCUUCAGAGGAAGAAGACAGCAUCAGUCCUGUACAGAGGAGCAGAAGGCAGUUGUUUAAAUCUUUGGGGCCUAUUCCUUCCCCUGAGCCAACUACACCUAGUGUUGUAGCCACCUUUGCUAGCAAACCGUCCACCCUGAAUGGGGAUCUGUCAGGAACAAAUAACAGCAAGCGACCACGACCAAUCAGCCCCGUGGAGAUCCAGGAGGAGGACUACAGAAUUUUGCUCAAGAACCACAAACGCAAAAAGCUGGAGUCAGCAGAGCUGCCAGAAUUGGAUACACAAACUGUUACUUUGCAGGACAUACUGAUCAGAUGUCAGGCCAACAAGAAGGUCACAAAGUCUCCUACACCAGCUAGUUGUGAGCCUGGCCAUGAAGUCACAACCACAAACACCCCGCAGUCCAAGAAGAAGCAAAGAGUUCGAGAGAAAGGGGAUCGUAAGAUAAAAAAGAAACUGAAGACAGAGAAAGGUCUAGAAACAGCUGAUGCUGCAGAUGUCAGUCUUUCAUUGCCAUCUAACAGCAGCGCUUUAGAUGUCCACACAGCUCUUCUGACCCAUCGUGAUGACGAUGGUGUGCCUGAUUUCCCAUUGCCAGAUACAUUGCCAUCACGUCUAACAAUGGGACAAGCAGACAGUUUCUUCAGUCUACUUCGUGACGUGAUCUGUGAUUUCACUGACAGCAAGGCCACCACUGCUAAGCUGGAAGAACGAGUUCGAGAAUGGCAGGAGUCUCCAGCCAGUGCCCUUAAUUCCUGGGUCCACCAGCAGGAGAACUGGGUGGACUGUGUAGUCUCUGCUCUCAAGUUCCUGUCAGGAGAUGUUCUAGGCCUUAGCAUGGAAAACUUUGUGCCUUUCCUGGACUACAAAGAGCGAGCCCAACAGUGGAAAUGGAUAGGAGCAGGCAGGGACAGCAACCAACAUCUUGCCCCACUGUUUUAUCACUGGAUGAAGCAUAAGGAUGCUGUUUGUUUAGAUGGACUUGGUGCUGGCCAGGGCUCUCCACCACCAGUCAAAAUGAAAACAAAUUUUGUUGUGCGACCAACAACAAAUGCAGAGAAAGCAGCUUUUCGUGAACAGGUGGGCAAGACGUUUGAGAGCCCUCAUCGUGCCUUUACCUACCAGCUUCAUGGUUAUGAGUCUGUGGUGGGGCCAGUGAAAGGAGUCUACAACAAGGAGAGUGCCAUGACCAAGGCACGAGAACAUGCUCUUCUUGUCUCCGAACGUCCAGCCUAUGUCACCAUUCUGACAUUAGUUCGUGAUGCAGCAGCGCGACUUCCUAAUGGAGAGGGGACACGAGGUGACAUUUGUGAGCUGCUGAAAGAUUCACAUUUCCUGGCUCCAGGAGUCACAGAUACACAGAUCAAUACUGUAGUGAGUGGGGCAUUGGAUCGUCUUCACUCUGAGAAAGAUCCAUGUGUCAAAUACGAUGUUAACUCUAAGCUAUGGAUUUAUCUUCACCGCAGCCGGACAGAAGAUGAAUUCGAGCGCAUUCACCAAGCCCAGGGUGCAGCAGCCAAAGCCAAGAAAUCCCUGCAACGCCCUAAAGCCUCAAAGGCAGUGAGUCUUUGUCACUUGGUGAUCAAAGACCAGGUGGCCUCACAGACAAUUGUGGCCUCAGCAAAGACUUCAUUGAGUGAAGGUUGUGCUGCCUCUCCUGCAAGUGGUGACAUAAAGCUGAAGGAUAUUACUUCCCUUGUCUCACAGCCUGUCAGGCAGCUAUCCAACACAUUAUCUGAAACGUCAUUUGCACAGGUCCGUGCCACUAAAUCUGGUAGCAAACAGGGGGCUACAGCUGCAGCACAGAAGGCAGCUGCAGCAGCGAUCGCCGCCGCAUCGACUCAAGCAGCAGCUGCAGCUAUUGCUGCAGCAUCAACACAGCCAGCAAACAUCUCUGCUGGCCAGAUGACCAUGCCUGCAAGUGGGUCACAGGUCAGCACCAUUACCAUUUCUGCAUCUCCAAACAACCACCGGGCAGUCCCUCAGCUCUCAAAGACACAGCAGGCUGUAGCAGGGACUGCUCUUCCUUCUGCCAAGUCACGCCUGCCAACAGUAACAGUGUCUCAAACAGCUGGUUCAAGCAUACUUGGGGCCAAAGGUCAGACAGUUGGAGUUCUACAAGGGCAACAAACCAUAUCUCAGAAUAGUUCUUUGUUGACUUCCAUUGGCAAGCCAACAGCAGGAGGCAUCAGCAAACCACCAGUAGUGACUGUAACUAAACAAGGUCUGGCCUCGGUUUCCAGACAGGUCAGUUUAGCAGAGGUACAACCCGAAGGUUCUGUCGGAGGUGGCAGCAAAGGGACGGCUAAAGGAUCACCCAUCAUUCUCACUCAGGAAGUCACCUCACAGACGUCAAGUCCAGCUGGUGUGUCUCUGCCUUCCACUGCGAAAGUCCUGACUCUGGCACAGUCAGGGAAUGCUGGAGGAGGAAGUGGGGGGGCUGCAGUUGGUGACGGCUCAGUGAUGACUCGGCUUGUGCAGCAACAGGUUGUGUCUGUAGGCAGUUUGCUGGCCUCAGGACAAGCACGUAAUCUGACACAGACCUUGGGGCAACCAAGAAGCACAACACUCAAGAUACAAGGAGGGAGUAUUGUCCAACCCAUCGUGGGUGGGAGCCCAGUGCAGAUCACAGGUAAGCCGCUAGCAACUGCCAAAGGAUUGUUGCAGCUGGGAGGCAAAGGAGGACAGCCACUGGGUGUGAUCCAGACCUCCCAUGGCCAGAUCUCUACUCUUAGUCUUAUUCCACAGGCUCUGGCUACAUCCACAACAGCAGCAGGCACUGUAGCAUCCGGCAGCAAGCUGACGGUCUCAGCCUCUAGCGGUUCCAGUUCUCCUGUUACCUUCACAAUGGUAGGCUCUUCAGCAGCUGGGUCCAACACGCAAUCCAAGCCCACAGUUCUCACUCACGUCUCCUCCACAGGGUCUGGCACCUCUGCACAAGCAAAAGUUGUUUCCCCGUCGCAGGCUGGUAUGGUUGUUACCCAGUUCACCUCAGGGAACAGCAUUUCUCUGCGACCAGGUCUUGCAGGAGCAUCCCAGACUAAAGUGGUGACAGGUCAGGCUGCUGGACUGGUGCCAGCACAGUUUAUUGUGCAACAGGCAACAGGUGGUGGCACAGCACAGACAGGGACUCAGGGAACCCCAAUCAUCGUGAGUCAGGCUAGUGGCAAGGGUGGUCAACAGAACAUACAGGUGGUGCGCACAGUGCUGUCACAACAGGGGGGACUCAAACCAGGGCAGGCAACUAUUCUUAUCUCUCAGCCAGCUCUUCAGCAAGCUGCUGCAGCGGGCACUGUCUUGUCUUCAGCGCAGGUGAUUCAUGCAUCUGGUGGUGUAUCCUCUGCGAAGACUACGGGACGUGGUUCGCCUAAAGGCAAAACACAACCAGUCUACGCUCGCAUCAUCACACCACCUGCUGGCAUGAAACUGACAACAGUAAAUCCCAAUCAGGUGACAGCCAGUAGUAAUGUGAAUGUUCUUCAGACAGUGGGCAAGAUCCUGGCUGGCUUGCCGAGUGCUGUCAGCACAGGUGGCGGAAACACUGCACAGCAGAACAUAGGCACAGUCACCAUCAGUGCUGCAGGGGCGUUGCCGUCUGUAGCUGUAGCCGUCACUCAGGCUCAUCCUGGCAGCCUGCAGUCUUUAGUUCGGACUCAGACAGCUGAUAGUGGAGGAAGUGGCACUGAACCAGGGACAAACUGACAAAAAUAUAGUGAGUAGAAACCUUAGAUGGGGUGACCACUGCUAGCAUGGUGUUGAAGGAAGAACAGAAAUUGUGUGGGUACUAAUGUGAGUUAAUGGAGCAUGCGUGUGUACAUGGUGGAAGAAUUGGUGCUAAUUCUAUAUCUUUGAGAAUGGUGUAAGUUUUUUGUAUUUGUUACUAUCAGAUGUUGCUACUCAUCUGUUUCCAUGGUUACACCCGAUCAGUUUGUGCUCGUUGACAGCACCAGCCUUAUAAAUAAGAGAAUAUCAGAGCCUGAGGUUCAAAGGGCAGCUUCUGUUUCGUGUGAUUUGUACAGUAGUUUUCUAUUUCACCACCAGUUCAGAUGUUUUCACAAUGAUAAUGCAUAUUGUCUGUAAUCUCUGCAUGUUGAUGCACACAUGUGCAUGUUGUAUGGGUUUGUGUGUGUGUUAUGUGCAUGUUAUCCUGUUUGUACGACUGCUUUUUUUCCUGCAAAUACGCAUAGGAUAUUUUGUCGACAUGCGUAUGCAUGUAAGAUUAUGAAUGUAAGUGUAAAUGCAGGGGAUAGCAUGUGAGAGAAUAUUGCUGAAUUGAAAAUAUUCUAAUUCUACAAAUGUUGUAACUUCAGCAUGAUAUUGGCAUCAUGCUGGCCAUGUUCACCUGAAGUUGGUUUUCAAAGAGACAACUCCUCUUUCUCUCAGUUGAAGCACAUUGAGAGACUUCUUGGAUGUUCUCCCUUCUCACCACUGCUGCAGCACUUGGUUACAGUGUUUAUGGUGAGGGUUACAAUAGUUAUACUUUCGCAGUACAGGAGACCUGUGCUUUGUAAGGUGGAAAAGAAAUUUUUAAAGUUUGCAGCCUGUGAAACUGUAACAUUCAUAAAACGAAGUAGAGGGUAAAAAGCAUGAUUAAAAUUAAGCAUAAGGGGAAAAUGGGAAUACUUAAACAUGAGGAAAGCUUGAGAAAAGACAUGGUUUGUCAUUUAAACUUGAGACGAUAACCAGAAAAUCACCUCCCAGCAUCUUCAGCAUGUAAAUAAGGGAAGGGUUGGGGUAAGCAGAACAUACAAGUACCCUGUCAGCAUGAUGGUUUCUGCAAUUAGAUGACAGAUUACAAACUUCCUUUUAUGCAUUCUUGGCAGUUAUUUGUGACAUGCACCAGGAACUAGGUGUUUGAGUGAUCAUUGUUGCAAGGACUGUUUCUUAUCUCCUGGCAAUAACAACAAGAAAAAGUGUUGUCUUGUUGUUUGAGAAAUUCUUUGGGUGAAGGUUUGUCCAUGGUGUGUCAUGCAGAAUUGAUCUUUGAACUCUCUGUGAGAAUACAAGGUGAAAGAGCAAAGAA
Pomacea canaliculata is the source of this 5895-nucleotide messenger RNA. RefSeq names its product nuclear factor related to kappa-B-binding protein-like. Gene Ontology annotation, cellular component: Ino80 complex. Gene Ontology annotation, molecular function: protease binding. Lineage: Eukaryota; Metazoa; Mollusca; Gastropoda; Architaenioglossa; Ampullariidae. The record is from RefSeq and is a predicted model, not a curated record. Bases 264 to 4574 code for a protein of 1436 amino acids. The transcript has 26 exons.